This is a messenger RNA of Verticillium dahliae VdLs.17, 6445 nucleotides long. RefSeq names its product peroxide stress-activated histidine kinase mak1. The record is from RefSeq and is a predicted model, not a curated record. The transcript has 2 exons. Gene Ontology annotation, biological process: phosphorylation; phosphorelay signal transduction system. The coding region runs from base 353 to 6445 and encodes 2030 amino acids. Gene Ontology annotation, molecular function: phosphorelay sensor kinase activity; protein binding. NCBI's taxonomy places the organism in Eukaryota, Fungi, Ascomycota, Sordariomycetes, Glomerellales, Plectosphaerellaceae.
ACCACCACCAACCUCGAUCGCAUUCUUCCCACUCCUCCUCCUCCGCCACGCCUCACUGCACCUGCAGCCUCUGUUUUUUUCCCCCUUUGGCCUGCUCACCACUCAGCCCUCUUCGCGAGCCUCGAAAUAUUGACUUGAUUGCUUCCAUUGUCCACCAGUGUGAGAGCGAUACACGCCCAGCGACGAUACUACGAGAAAGCCGGCUUUGUAUCGUCUCUCGUCACCGCUUCGAUACCGACCUCUCUCGUCUCGCCUUCCGUCUGUUUUCCCCCUUCGGCGCUACGACACGCCACUGCGCUUUGGACGACAAGACUUUCUGCACGCUCGUGUAGCGUCGUUCUCUCUAUGAGGAAUGCCCAGCCUCAACUCCCCGGGAGACAAGAAAGGCUCGUCCUUUGCGCGACGAAUUAGCCUUCCCCGACGAUCCUCUUCUUCCGAUACCACAACGACCCCCGCGGCUGCCGCCAACGCCGCCGAGCGCAACGCGCCUCCGCCGAGUCCUCGUCAUGGAAUAGGCGCCGAGUCGCCAGCUGCUGCCAAAGCGCGACCAGCCAUGCCCGCCCCAAACUCGCAAUACCCUCCUGGCCGCGGCCACCCGAGCCCAAGCCCGCGUACUGUGAGCUUUGCCGAUGACCUCGCCACUCGCAAAAACACCAAAGCCGGCCCGCCGAACCAGCACCCGCCCACGAACACUGACGACGUCGCUUUGCCCCACGUCGACUCGCAGCAGCAGCUCAACCAAUACCGAGAACAGCUCGCCCGCGAUCUCGAGCGACGUGAGCUCGCCAACAGAGGUCCCGCCACCGACCACGCCAGCAAGAGUCGCGUUUCGCCGAUCCAGGAGGAGGAGGCUGCUGCUGCUGCCGCUGCCGCCGCCGCCGCUGCCGAACAUGUUGCCAGCGUUGCGUCCAUCUUGAGUUCGCCCCAUGCCUUGAGCUCCGGACGGGCCUCUGUCGCGUCUACGGAAUCCGGCAACACCAUCCGCGGCGGCAUGACCCCGGGCUACGUCGCCGCUACGCCGUCGUACCCCUUCCCCCGGAUGACGACGCCAGGCAUGGGCCCGGGCUUCAUGCACCGUCCUUUUGCCAACCUCUCGCCUUCGACUCUCAACUUCAUGUCCCAGACCAUGUCCUUUGACCACUUUGCCCACGACAAGGUCCUGUCCAACUCGUCGACGCCGGCGUCCACCAUGACCUUCCACCCCUCGGGCGCCACGCAGCAGCAGGACUACGGCGAUUACCCCACGCCACACCUCUACGACCUCUCUCUGAUGCUGGGCGCCGAGCCCGGCUUGGAAGCCUGGUGGGGCACCGUUGUCCAGAUCCUGCGCGACGUGUACAAGGCCGAGAGAGUGACCCUCGCCGUGCCAGCUGACAGCACAGAUAUCGAGAAUGUCCCGUGGGGUCAGAAAGCAACAUACAACGAGCAUGAAGAGGAUGAACUGAGUCUUGGCUACAUGGCCCGCGGUAGUAGCCUUGUGCCCAGCAGUGCUGACGAGCUCUCGCAAGCCACACCAGCCUCCAACGACUCUUUGCGACCACAGUCCCCAGCACGGCCCGGAUUACACAGCCGCCAUUCCUUCACCUCGUACGAGAACAUCCGAGACCCUGCGGCGGCGGCGGCGGCGGGUGCCGCUCAACAGCCGCCGAGCCGUCGACCCUCCCACUUGUUCCGGAGCCAGAGCUAUUUCCCGCCCGGCCGCACACCUGACGAUUUCCAGCACGGCAGCAAUAACCCGACGCUGAACCAAGCCUCUCUGGCGGAGCACAACGCCGAGGACGAACAGGCGCCUGGCUGGGAAGAGCCCGCCGGGUAUCCAAAGGACGGGAAGGGCAGGGUGCUUCCUAUGCUGCAGGCUCUGGAUUUCGAAGCCGACCCACUCAUCGACCACAGUGGCAUCACGAGGGUGCUCGAACGAGGCAAGGUCAUUGCCCUGACACGCAGCUAUCCUUACCUGCAAAACCUGCCGUCAGAACCCCCUGCCGCUACUAAGCCGGGUGAUCCUAGCCCUGGGCCCGCCAAGGCACCAGAAGCCGCGGCGAAGAAGAAACGGCCGAAAAGACCUCUGGGCGAAUCCAGCACCACCAAGCUGUCGAUGCUCCUGGGUGGUGUCGCACACCUCGGUGCUGAGAAGGCCCCGCCGUCAAGCAAGAUCUCGCGUCUUGACCAAGAGAGCCCGAAACCCCCGACGCCGCAGUACGAAGAGUAUGAGCAGGCACCACCGUCGCCGUGGUCACAGUCGCCUGCCCCUUCGCCUGCCAUUCGAUCCGACACGAAGGAAAACCCCUUUUUCGCCGACGCCAUGGUGGACGAGGACUCCUUCAACCCAACCUCGGUACCAGAAGACUACACUGCCAUGCCGCCACCGGAGGCUAUCGGCGUUGAGAAUUCGUGGACCGUGCUGCACAUCCCCUUGACGCAUCUGCUCCUCUCCGAACCUCACCGCCCGUUCAAGCUUGACAACGCUGCUUUGGAGCACAAGUCACACACCCGCGCACAUGGCAUCGGCAAGGUUGAGGGCCAGCCGCCUACGCCUGACGGCUCACGCCGGAAAUCCAAAUCGACACCCAUUGCCAUUCUUUCGAUUCUGACGCCAGUCUUGCCGUACCCUUCCAACCUUCGACACUCCUUGGAACAUCUCGCGCCCCACAUGGCGACGUCAUUCUCACUCGCUCGUCACUACACCAACCUAGAGACUGAGCUCGCCGGCAUGCAACGGCGACGGCCUGCGACGGCUGGCUUUGGCGCCAUUCACAGUGAUGGACGACCACUGAUGAACCCCUCGAACAUGGCCAGCUUCAAUUUCAUGUCUUCCGAGGACAUUGCCAUGCCCAACUCUCUUGCAGACAGCCUGACUAGCCCCAGCGAUUACUCUGGCCUGUCCAAGAGUGCGACCGGAUCGCCCAGCGGCACGCCCAACUGGGAUCAGAGCUCCCUGGGUAUGGUCAUGGAUGCCAGGACAGGCUCGAGCCCGGCACAGAUGGCUGGCGACAGCUACUUUAGCACGCGAACAAAGUCCAACCUCUCCAGGGCCGAGUCUACGUCCAAGAGCAGCAUGCCGAGGUCUCGGAGCGGCUCCAAAGAUUCACCACCGUUGGAGAAACGUCUGGUCCGGCAGCCUUCCGGCAGAACUGCUCCCCAGGAUGGCACGCCGCGACCCGAAGCCCACGCGAGGGAGGCUGCAGGCGAGGGACAAACGUCGAGGAAAGGGUCGGUGGCCGAUGAAGAGUCUGCAGGGGUACCUGAAGCGCGUGCAAUGAAAACGCCAGAGGCAAACCAGUCUCGCCACACGCUGUUGCAUUCCUAUGGAGCCGAUUUCGCGACCAGCUUCCAGUCGCUACCCCCAAGCUCCAGUGUUGUCAGCAAGCCCACUGCUUACAAUCCCCCCUCUCGCGGCGCUUCCAUCUCGUCUGGUCCAGUGGAUAUGCCGCCGCCUUCCGACCGGCUCAAGGGCCUCAUGCUUGACGCCCUUCCCGCCCACGUCUUCGUCUCUCUGCCUCAGUCUGGUGAGGUGGUCUGGGUCAACAGUCGUUAUCUGACGUAUCGCGGCCAAACCGUUGCGGAUCUAGCAGCUGAUCCCUGGGGUAGCAUUCACCCAGAAGAUCGUGAUGAUUACCUGAAGGCGUGGGGUCAUUCUCUGCGCACGGGGGAGCAGUUCUCGAGAACAGUUCGAAUCAAGCGAUUCGAUGGCGCCUACCGCUGGUUCUACGCCCGAGCUGUCGCCUCGAGGGACAAGCGAGGCGUGCUCAUGCAAUUCCUGGGUUCGUAUAUGGACAUUCAUGACCAGCACAUUGCCGAACUCAAGGCUGCGCGACAAGAAGAGAUCGAGACGUCGGAAGCCAAACAUCGCUUGCUGGCGAACCUCAUUCCGCAGAUUAUUUUUACCGCUACCGAGGACGAAGGCAUCACGUUCGCCAAUGACCAGUGGCUGUCCUACACCGGUCAGAGUUUUACUGACUGUUUGGGGUUGGGAUUCAUGGAUUUUGUGCAUCCAGAAGAUCUAGCCAAGUGCCAGAUUCCGACAGACCGGCCACCAACUCCGAUGCCACACAAGGGUCACUUCAGCAAAACGUCGUGGGGCGAGCCGCCACUCGACAGCCCUCACCGGACGCAGACAACACCAGCGACCGAUUCGAAUAUUCGAGGUGUCCAUCAGGCACUCUCUCGCAACAACAGCUCAAGCAGCAGCUCCGUAUAUGAGUUGCCCACAGCUGACCUAACAGAGCUCGCGAGAAAGGGUAUCAUCAAGGUCUCCACAGACAGCAACGGCAGACUCUCAUACACGACCGAGGUCCGGCUUCGUUCCAAGAAGGGCGCCUAUCGAUGGCAUCUUAUCCGGUGUGUCGAAAUCGACAACAUUGACUUUGGAAGCGGCGCAAGCUCCUUCUUCGGUUCAGCCACAGACAUCAACGACCACAAGCUACUCGAGGCCAAGCUCAAAGAGGCUAUGGAAUCGAAGAGCCGGUUCCUCAGCAACAUGUCGCACGAGAUUCGCACCCCUCUCAUCGGAAUCUCUGGCAUGGUCAGCUUCCUCCAGGAUAGCGUGCUGAACGAGGAACAGCGGGACUAUACGAACACGAUCCAAACGAGCGCCAACAGCCUUCUCAUGAUUAUCAACGACAUUCUCGACCUGUCCAAGGUCGAUGCUGGCAUGAUGAAGCUCAAGUAUGAGUGGUUCCACACGAGAGCCCUGAUCGAGGACGUCAAUGAGCUUGUCUCGACCAUGGCCAUUGCGAAACGGCUCGAGCUCAACUACGUCGUCGAACAAAACGUCCCGACGUGGAUUAAAGGAGACAAGGUCAGGAUACGACAGGUGUUGCUCAACGUCAUCGGUAAUGCCAUUAAAUUUACCUCGGAAGGUGAAGUCUUUAGUCGCUGCAGAGUGUACACCUCGGAGACGGCCAUGCUCAUGCCCAACGAAAUCAUGCUCGAAUUUGCCAUCAUCGACACGGGCCGCGGCUUCACAGAAGAGGAGGCGGAGCUUAUUUUCAAACCAUUCAGCCAGAUCGACGGAAGCAGCACCAGGCAGCACGGCGGUAGCGGUCUGGGUCUCGUCAUUUCCAGGCAGUUGGUCGAACUUCACGGAGGUGUCAUGGAGGGCACGGCAGUUCCUGGCAAAGGCUCAACCUUUACUUUUACAGCCCGUUUCACCUUGCCGACCGAAAACGAUCAUCCCGACGUCCCUGUGAGUCCGGACAUCAUGGCAUCACAGCCGAAGCCAAGGGUGUCGUCAUCCGAACCGAAGCAACCAGCAAGCAGACGCCUCAGGGACGAAGCCAUGGCGCGAACCAGCCCCUCGACUGACGAGGGCACAACCUCGACAGCUUCUAGCGGCAGCUCUGUGCCGUCCACCCACUCUGGGCGUUCGCAAGACACCGGGCGGUCGUCCGUGUCGUCGAUCAACGUGGGCCUCGUCCACUUUAGUGAGGCCGCUCGCGCGAGUGGACAAGACUUGUCGCAGAUGAAAUUGGAGAUACCGCCAAGCGACACGUCCAGUGAUGCCACGCCAACCAACGACUCGAACAAGAUGCUGGGCGCAGCGGAAGAGUUCCGACCACCAAUGUACUCCAUCCUCAUCAUUUGCCCCCAGACGCACAGUCGUGAGGCUACAACCCAGCACAUUGAGCAGACGCUGCCCAAAGAGGUGCCGCGUCAGAUUACUGCGCUCAAGUCCAUGGUGGAGGCAGACAAGCUCAUCGGCGGCGACGACCCUGUUCACUUUACGCACAUUGUCCUCAACCUGCCCUCGCCCGAGGAACUUGUCGCGACGAUGACCAAGAUUGAGCGCAAUGUGGUGACGGACAAGACAACGGUCCUCGUUCUCUCGGACACGGGUCAGCGGCAGGCGGUGAUGAAACUGGUGGCCGAGUCGAAGCAGGAGGCGCUGCUGUCGGAGGAACGCGUGACAUUCAUCAACAAGCCGGUCAAGCCGUCCCGUUUUGCCGUCAUCUUUGACCCCGAGAAGGUGCUCGACUCGAGCAUCGACCGCAACCGGUCGACGGCGCAGCGCAUGGUGGAGAGCCAAAAGGCCAGCUACGAGGAGAUCGGGAAGCGCAUGGGCAAUAAGGGGUACAAGGUGCUUCUCGUCGAGGACAACUCUGUCAACCAGAAGGUGCUGCAGAAGUACCUUAAAAAGGUCGGCGUCGAGGUCGAGGUGGCGGCGGACGGCGUCGAGUGCACGGAUAUGGUGCUGGCGCGGGGCCACGAGUACUACUCUCUCAUUCUGUGCGAUCUCCACAUGCCGCGCAAAGACGGCUACCAAGCGUGCCGCGAGAUUCGAGAGUGGGAAGUCAACAAUCGGCUGGCUCGCAUGCCCAUCAUUGCCCUGUCGGCCAACGUCAUGUCGGACGUGCAGGACAAGUGCGUGGCGGCCGGGUUCAGCGACUACGUCACCAAGCCGGUGGACUUUAUCAGCCUCAGCAGAGCCAUGAGCAAGUUCUUCUGA